UCAUAGAGUUGAGCAAAGCAGCAGCAGCAAGAAGAAGAAAUUAGGGUUUUUAGGGUUUACCCUUUUCUACUCUCAUUUUUCUAUUCAUAAGGUUUUUUCGUAAAUGGUAAUUGCAGCAGCAGUAGUCUAUGGUUUGUAUUGGUUCAAAAGCGCUUCAAUCAGGAAGAUACAAAACUCAUAACAAUCACAAUCUCAUAGAAGAAGAGUAUCCUCAAAUGCCUGGGGACAGAAUGAAUCGUAUCACUGAUAAUCAAUCCGGAGGUAGAAGGAGUAAUAAUAAUACUAAGGGAAGCAAAAACAGAAGACCUGGUAAAGAACAACAUCACGGCGGCGGUGGUGGUGGUGAUAAGUAUUCGUCAUAUCAACAAUCAUCAUCCGUUGUGAGGAAACAAGUGGAUCCAGAGACGGCAAAGUACUUUUCGGAAAUUGCUAAUUUAUUAGAAGGAGCUGAGAUUGAGGAGCGGAAUGUUAUAUGUGGAAAUGCAUUAGAGGAAACAAGAGGGAAAGAAUUAGAACUUGCUACUGAUUAUAUUAUUAGUCAUGAUUUACAAGCAUUACUUGAAGGUGCUGAUUUGGAUCAAUUAUGUGGUUUCUUACAAAAUGCUGCAAAGGUGUUUCCCUUGAUUGCGAUGGAUAGGUCAGGCUCACAUGUCGCUGAGACUGCGUUGAAAGCUUUGGCUGUGCAUCUUCAGGAUAAUGAUAUGUAUGCCAUUAUUGAAGAGACUUUAACCAAGAUAUGUCAGGUGAUUGUGGUAAAACCUGUUAAUGUGAUGUGUGACCGUUAUGGAUCACAUGUUCUGAGGAGUCUUCUUUGUCUCUGUAAAGGAGUUCCAUUGGAUUCUUCGAAAGAGUUUCAUGUAACGAAGUCAUCUACUGUUCUAGCAGAGAGGUUUAGUACCAAGGAAACAAAGGAUGUUGGAAAUAACACACAGCAUCAGCGAGGAUUUCCUGAUUUACUAAAAUUUCUUGUUACACGGAUGAUAGAAUGUGCCAAAAAAGAUAUUGCAACUCUCUGGGUUGACCAGUGUAGCAGUUUAGUGAUGCAGACUGCUUUGAAGUUAUUAGUGGGAGAAGAUAAAGAGUUGAUGAACAUAAUUCCUAUCAUUCUUGCCUGUCAUGGAGAAAAUACAGGAGAAGAAGGAGACCUGAUACAAAAUGUUGCUGUGCUGAAAACGCUGGAUUUGUUGAAUGACAAUGCUUUUAGUCAUUUAAUGGAGGUCAUUUUGGAAGUGGCACCGGAGACCCUAUACAAUGAAAUUCUCACAAAAAUUUUCAGCAAUAGGUUAUUCAAGGUCUCUUCAACUCACUUGGGAAGUUUUGUGAUCCAGUCGUUAGUUUCUGCUGCAAAAACCCAAGAUCAAAUGGACUUAAUUUGGAAAGAGCUGGGUGGAAAGUUUAGAGAACUUCUUGAACUUGGGAGGUCAGGAGUGGUUGCGUCCAUCAUAGCUGCAAGUCAAAAGCUUCACACAAAUGAAAGGAAGUGUUCCGAGGCGCUUGCUGCUGCAGUAUGUUCUACUUCUGAAUCUAGUAACUGCAUUGUUCCUCGGUUAUUAUUCCUAGAAAGCUACUUUAGCAGUGAAGAUAAGUCCAACUGGAAGUGGGGCAAGGAUGACAAGAUGAAUGUCUUGGGUUGUCUAAUGCUACAAACAGUCUUCAAAUUUCCGAGUGGAUUUAUUCAGCAAUAUGUGACGAGCAUUUUAUCCAUGGAAACAAAUCAUGUUUUGGAAGCAGCAAAGGAUGCAGGAGGAGGACGUGUUAUUGACUGUUUUCUAUCUUCGAAUGUUUGUGCGAAACAGACACGCAGAUUUAUAUACAAACUGCGGGAACAUUUUGGAGAGCUUGCAAUGCGCCCAUCGGGCUCUUUUAUAGUUGAAAAGUGUUUCACGGCCAGCAAUCUUACAUUAAGAGAGACUAUAGCAUCUGAGCUGUUAGCUGUGAGACCGGAACUGUCCAAAACAAAGCAAGGUCCGCAUCUGUUGAGGAAGUUAGAUAUUGAUGGAUAUGCAACACGGCCUGAUCAGUGGAAGUCAAGACAAGAAUCGAAACAAACAGCUUACAGAGAGUUUUAUGAUGCUUUUGGUUCUACUAAGAAAACGAAAAAGUCGAGCGAAAGCUUUGUUGGUGAAUCUUCCUCAAGAUUAUCACCGCCAAGGAGUGUAAAGAAGAUGAGGGUAGAGGUCGACCAAUUCUUGGCUUCCGCUGGUACUUCACAGCCCUCUGGCUCCUCCAACUUUCCAGGUCUUGAAGCUUCAAUGGCUAAAUUGGGUUUCACUGGGUUCAAACGACAUCACUCUAGAGGAGAAGAACGAGGAGGGGGUAAGAAAUUUAGAAAAGUCUCAGUAGAAGGCAAUUCUAUGAAAAAGGAAAGUAAAGAGUGGAAUAGAAAUAAGAAAAGGAAAGGUGGCGAUGACUUUAGAGCAUAGGUGGCUUAGUUCCUAUGUAAGUUUCGUUCAAAGGAAGAAGCAAAUUUUGUUUUGUUUUACUGUGUAAGCUAAAACUAAAACUAGUGUAUGUGAUAGUGCUGAUGAGCUAGAAGUAAGAAACUGUGGAAGUACGUAUUGAAGUUUAAUAUAUUUGUCAGGUCAAAAUAUCCAAAACAUACUUGAGAUAGUAGGUUUCUGC
Molecule: messenger RNA, 2622 nt
Organism: Papaver somniferum (opium poppy)
Lineage: Eukaryota; Viridiplantae; Streptophyta; Magnoliopsida; Ranunculales; Papaveraceae
Product: pumilio homolog 23-like
Exons: 9
Coding region: 129-2423 (764 amino acids)
Biological process (GO): ribosomal small subunit export from nucleus; endonucleolytic cleavage in ITS1 to separate SSU-rRNA from 5.8S rRNA and LSU-rRNA from tricistronic rRNA transcript (SSU-rRNA, 5.8S rRNA, LSU-rRNA); endonucleolytic cleavage in 5'-ETS of tricistronic rRNA transcript (SSU-rRNA, 5.8S rRNA, LSU-rRNA)
Cellular component (GO): preribosome, small subunit precursor; 90S preribosome; nucleolus
Molecular function (GO): RNA binding
Source: RefSeq, a predicted model, not a curated record